This is a messenger RNA of Bolinopsis microptera, 2086 nucleotides long. Its product is annotated as E3 ubiquitin-protein ligase TRIM45-like. The coding region runs from base 14 to 1453 and encodes 479 amino acids. The transcript has 12 exons. Gene Ontology annotation, molecular function: zinc ion binding. The record is from RefSeq and is a predicted model, not a curated record. Lineage: Eukaryota; Metazoa; Ctenophora; Tentaculata; Lobata; Bolinopsidae.
CUGCUUAGUUACCAUGACCACGACACCGUUACCUAACAACGCCGUCCAAGAGGGUGCUAAUGAGAACAAUAACGAUGAAUUACCCACCGCAAUGGGGAUGAUGGCUACAGCUCUCUCCUAUUCCGCUGACUCUGGCACGCCAGUGGAUCUCUCCGUUGCUUCAGAGUCUCUACAAGCAGAACUAACGUGUCCGUCAUGUAAUAAAGCGUACGAUCUGCCGACGGAGGAAAAUGUAAGAGACAAAAGACCUCGAGUUCUGCCCUGUCUUCAUACAGUUUGCGGCGAGUGUUUAGAAGUAUUGGCUAAGGAAGAUGUAAAGAAGAAAAGUAUUAAAUGUCCUCGAUGCCCAGAGAAGACUCUAUGCUGCCCCGGCUGCAACAAGGGUGUGGGAUAUGCCCCCAAAAACCCCGAGAUAUUGCGUUGUCCGGUGUGCAGGAGAGAGGCUAGCAUCCCAGGAGGAACAGUGCUGGGAUUCAAGACGAACCUGCGUCAGAUGAAGCUGCUUCAGAUGGUGAAGCUGAGGGGGGAGCACCAUGAAGGAAAUGUCCAGUGCGUGGGCUGUGCUGAACUCGCCAAAUGCCACUGUAUCGAGUGCCAAGAGAACUAUUGUCAGAAACACGCUGAUUUCCACGACCGGUCCAGAGCGACUUGUGAUCAUCACCUGGUGGUGAUUGAGGAUAUUCUGGAGUCCCACCAAGCCUUCCAGAUGCUACACAAACGACACUACUGUUUAAGUCAUCCUAAGGAACUGGUCUCCCUGUUCUGCAGUGACUGCGAGAAGGCAGUCUGUCCAAGAUGUGCAAUUGGCUUCCACAAGUCUCAUGACGUCACCAGUAUCGAGGAAGUGUACGAGCACAUCAAGGUAAAAAUGGAGGAGCUCAAGAAGAAGACAGAAUCUAAAAUUUACAGUCUCAAGCAGAGCAUAGUGAAGAUAAAAAACGCAGAGCGAGAGAGUGAUGUGGAGAGUCUUACUGCUAAAAGGAAGAUCCAGGAGAUGACGGAGCGCUGCAUCAACUAUCUCAAAGAAAGGGAGCUCGAGCUGGUUAAGCAAGUUAAUCAGAGAUGUAGCUGCAAUGAUGAUGUGAUGAAGAUACAGCUGACUCAGAUCGAGGAGAAUCUCACCAAUCUAAAAGAGGGACAAGACUUCAUAUCAGCUGCAUUUUCUAACUGGACUGAAGCGGAGAUAGUAGCAAUUGAAGAUCAGAUGAUGGCGAAACUUGAGGAGCUUGCUGAGAUUGAAACUCACAAGUACACAUACCCUGUAUCCAGAACUGAGUUCCUUGACGAAGGGUUGUCGGGGUUGACGGAUGUGAUUCGGGAACUUGGAAGCGUUAUAUCCGAGGAAAGGGUUAAGCAAGCAAUCCACGCUCUGGGUCUCAUCAGCCGUGAGAACACGCGCUCUGGAGUUGAGGUCCUGAGGACAAGCGCUCUUCCUCCUAGCAGAGAGGCAUAAUUUCAUGGUUACGAACUAAGAUAGAGUUAUGGUUACUAAUUAAGAGUAAGACAGAGUUAUGGUUAGUAAUUAAGAUAGAGUCAUAAUGUCAUGGUUACUAACUAGUAACUAAUAUAGAGUCAUAAUUUCAUGGUUACUAACUAGUACAGAGUCAUUAUGUCAUGGUUACUAACUAGCACAGAGUUAUUGUUACUAAUUAAGAUAGAGUCAUUGUUAGUAACUAAGAUAGAGUCAUGGUUACUAACUAGCACAGAGUCAUGGUUACUAACUAAGUAGAGUCAUGGUUACUAACUAGCACAUAGUCAUGAUAUCCAACUAGAUAGCAGACAGCUUUAAAGCCAUGGUUACUUAGUAGCAAAAUGAUUAUCAGAGCAGCUUUGACUUUGAACUAUGGUAGUUUUACAAAUGUUUUCUUCGAAUUUAAAAUUCAGUUUUAAAACUCAAAUUAUAAAUGGGAUUAUUAUUGUAUUUGCUCUCGUUAUUAUAUCACAGUUGUGCAAAACGCAUCCCACAACCUUGUAAAAGCAAUUACCAAACUUCAAUUUUUCGGGGCUUUUUACCUAUUUUAUACAACACUUUAUGUACAGAUUGGGAAGAUUUUUCCGCAACUUAAUAGAUAAUUUCAUCAGUUGA